AUGAAGGUUUGUCUGAGAUGGGUAUACGAGCAAGGGGUGAGUUUGGUGGUGAAGAGCUUCAAUAAGGACAGGAUCCAAGAAAAUAUUGGCAUAUUUGAUUGGGAGCUGAGUCCUCAGGAAUUGGAUAACAUCAAUCAAAUUCCACAAAACAGAGGAUUUCCAGCAAUCAACUUCAUUGCAGAUGAAGGCCCUUACAAGUCUCUUCACGAGCUUUGGGAUGGAGAGAUUUAA
Prunus armeniaca (apricot) is the source of this 231-nucleotide messenger RNA. The record is from the annotation of a GenBank genome assembly. Lineage: Eukaryota; Viridiplantae; Streptophyta; Magnoliopsida; Rosales; Rosaceae.